Molecule: messenger RNA, 2572 nt
Organism: Triplophysa dalaica
Lineage: Eukaryota; Metazoa; Chordata; Actinopteri; Cypriniformes; Nemacheilidae
Gene: m6pr
Product: mannose-6-phosphate receptor (cation dependent)
Exons: 7
Coding region: 314-1108 (264 amino acids)
Biological process (GO): protein targeting to lysosome
Cellular component (GO): endosome; trans-Golgi network; Golgi apparatus
Molecular function (GO): protein domain specific binding
Source: RefSeq, a predicted model, not a curated record
CACAUGUGGCGCCUGUUUAGUUUCACUUCCGCGUUUGAACAGAAACCAUCGAAUCCUUUAAUUAAUGCGAUCAGUUUAACGCGAACAUACUCACAAUUUUAUUUUUUCAACGUCUCAAAGUCGAUACCCUGCAGAUCUGUUGACGAGAUGUUAUUUAGCGUUGUUUAAGGGCGCUGGUGUGACAGUUUGACAGGGAGAAACUGACAUCCCAAGACUCGGUGGGCACAACUAGACAACUAGUUUACACACAUUUACUUUUAUUUUAUUUACGGUGAACCCAGCUAUACGGUUUCUGCGCACUUUGAAAGGUAUCAUGUGGCUGUCAAUGAGAAUAAUCACCCCCCUGUUCCUACUACUUGGAGGAGUCCAAGGAAAAGACAACAUUGAGAACUGCAAGCUGCUUUCAGAAAGUGAAUCAGCGAAGAAAGCGCUCCGUCUGCUAGAGCCUCUCACCCAAGAAAACUUUACCGUGGAUGUUAAAGAAGAAAAAUAUUCCUACACAUUCCGGGUGUGCGGUGAUGUGGAUGGACAAACAAAUGCAGGCCUUGUGCAGUUGAAAGACGGUGGAAAGAAUGUUCGAAUUGGAAACUACAAUCAAACACGAGUUAUUGGAGGAAGUGACUGGAUUCUGCUUAUCUAUGAAGGAGGAGAGAAAUAUGACAGCCAUUGCUCUGGAGAGGCCAGAAAAGCCAUGGUUAUGAUUUCGUGCAGCAAAGAUGAAAAGGGUAAAUUCUCAGUGGUCCUGGAAGACAGGGAAAAGCAAUUGGACUGCUAUUACUUGUUUGAGCUUGAUACCAGUGCAGUGUGUCCUGUAAUCCCAUCCAAACUCAGCGCUGGAUCCAUAUUCCUCAUUGUUGUAUUCUGCUGCCUGUCUGUAUAUAUUCUUGGUGGAUUCCUCUAUCAGCGACUGGUGGUUGGAGCCAAGGGAGUGGAACAGUUCCCCAACUAUGCCUUUUGGUCAGAGAUCGGCACCUUGUCUGCUGAUGGAUGUGAUUUUGUUUGUCGUUCUCGUGGUAACAGAGAAGAACCACCUACGUAUAGAGGUGUUGGCACUGAACCUCUAGAAGAGGAGCAGGAGGAAAGGGAUGACCAUUUACUCCCCAUGUGACCAAAUUAUAACAACCAAUGAAAAAUAGCUGGACAGUUAUUAAGUGUUGAAACCCAAAGAGGGAUGUUCAUUUCAGGUGUGUUUGUAUGUGCUUUUUUCUUUUUUACUUUCCAGUAGCCACUUAUUCUGUAUUUAUCCCUCAAAUUGCUGAUUGUUACCUGUCUAAAGUUGGAAAUUCGUUUUUGAAAGUCCAAAGACCAGGUAAUUUGAUAUUAUAAAAGACUAUCAUCACAAUGCAACACAGGCCCUGUUUUCAUACAUGCAAGUUCUUUUUUUUUUAGUUUAAUUAAAGCCCUUAAGUCCAGUUUUACAUGUGAACAUGAGUUUGACAAAACUGAAAAUAAGUUUUUAAGCUUUUGCUUCACCAGCCACUAGAAAAACGGAGAUAUUUGAAAACUUGUUGCUUUGAUUUCUAGGUGUUUAAGAAAGUAAUAAGUAAAAUUAUCGAUCGCUAUACAUGCACGUAUGUUUUUACCCGCACAUUCUUGCUUUACCAAUCCAAAAUUCCUGUUUGUUGUGAAAUUUUGUGUUUUGUGCUCUAGUGAGGACCUUUCAUUCUUUCAGUCUGUUACACCCUUAUUUUUAAAUAUUAUUUACGGUUAAGUGGUAUAAACCAUUUGACUAAAAUAGCAGCUUUACGGAUUAUUAAAACAUCUGUCCUGACCAGAGAGAACCUUGUAUGGCACACACUGUUAUUUGACAACAGUUAAGAGUUUGCAGUGAAACUAAAUGUGACUGUACUUUACAUUAUAAAUGUUGUGUUAAUAUGAUUUCUUUUAGCCGGUGUCAGCCUUCAUACAGUAUAUUAACACUGUAAAUCCUUAAUGGAAACUACAGUACAAAAUUUCAAACUGAUAGAGCCGCAGUAUAUUUUUCGGUUAAAGCUUCAUUUUUUGUGUGUUUUACUCCAACUGUGUUUUUAGUGAAGUUACUUACACACUACACUCUUAAGCAAAGGUGUUUCGUGAUCCCAUAUAGAAGAACCUACCUUUUCCAGAGUUUUUCUGUUUUACUUAAGGUAGGCUACUUUAGAGUAUGAAAAGUAAGAACCUAUGAGUGAUUGAUUCUUCUAUAGCAUCGCUGUGAAGAACCAUUUGUAUCACCUUCCUUUUAAGCGUGUAUACUGUGAAACUUCAUUGUUUAUACCUAAACAACCCUGAUUUUAAGGCAUAGAUUAUAGCUUAUUUAAGAAAUCAGAAGGAUCAAAGCUGACAUGGUUAUACAUCUAAGCCAAACAUGAUGCUGCAUUUUUGUGUAUCAUUGGAGAGGUGGUCUACUGUAACGUAAACACUUCUCAGAGUGGAAAUGUUCUGGAAUCAUGACUCUGAUGACUCCAAACUACUUCAUUUUAUGAGAGACAUGCCUGUGUAGAAGGACUUUCCUGUUUUUACUGCUUUUUCUUUAAAACUUUAGUAUAAAAAUAACACUGUAUAAGUACAUAUAAAUAAAGUUUGGUUAGUAAUA